Trypanosoma theileri is the source of this 825-nucleotide messenger RNA. Its product is annotated as Smad nuclear-interacting protein 1. The transcript has a single exon. The record is from RefSeq and is a predicted model, not a curated record. NCBI's taxonomy places the organism in Eukaryota, Euglenozoa, Kinetoplastea, Trypanosomatida, Trypanosomatidae. Gene Ontology annotation, cellular component: nucleus. Gene Ontology annotation, molecular function: mRNA binding; protein binding. Bases 1 to 825 code for a protein of 274 amino acids.
AUGGAGAAACCCUUUUACGGCCGAACAGGGGCUCUCGAUAACGCACACCAAGGGGUGCCCGUUUCGACAACACGUUUUCUUUCGGGGAAAUCUGCCAAAUGGUUUCCUUCACUGUUAACGGUGCCACAACGUAUUCUUCAUAGUAUUACAGAAGGUGAUGGUAUUGAGUGUAGUAUUAUCCGUUUUCUUCAAUUGGGAUGUGUUUAUGAGGAGUUACGUAGACGCCAUACUGACCCCAAACGUCAUGGUCUCUUACUCCGUGAAAUUCUUAAAUGGUAUCAAACUCUGCAUAGAGAGUCUGAGAAAAGUGAAUGUUUGAAUGACAAUAGGGACACUGAUCUUUUUCAGCCAUUUGUUCCCACGUACAAUCUGCGGGUGAUGAAGGAUGAUCAACCAGUAGGAUUGUACACUGCGGUUACGCGUAGGGCGGUUACACUUAUUGGAAAAGAUCGAGAGUUGAAUGACAUUCCUCUCGAUCACCCGAGUUGCUCAGCGCAGCACGCUGCUCUUGAAGUGCGUUUCGUGUACGCCUUCGCUGAGGAUCUAGAGCAGCAGUUCACAACGUGGUUGGAAGGCCAGGCGAUUGACUGGAACUCCGUGGAAGACAUCGUAAAGUUGUGUGUUCGCGUACGUGAAAUCAUGUCCAAUCUUGGCGACGGUGAGGAUACAUGGUCAAUGGAGUUGCAGGUAUUAGAUCUCGGAUCCACUAACGGCACUCGUCUCAAUGGUGAGGCUUUACAGGCAUUGCAGCCAACGACCCUUAUUGAAGGUGACGUAUUAACUUUUGCCUUUUCAUCGAGAAAAUACGUUGUUGUGCGGUCUUGA